AUGUCUGCGGAGGAAUUCCUGCAGCAUUUUGAGAAUCUGGAUUAUGUCCAGAACGAAACUUAUUGGGUGCAAGUAGCGCAGCGCCCUGGAUGGUUCAACAGGCUGUUCGAUGUGGAGUCGUACAGCGACGACAUGGUAUAUGGUCUGUGUGAGUACUGGGACGACAUGACGCCUGAUCAAAGAGUGGAUUCCACGUCGGAUUUCAAUAAGACGGUUGUCCUGGCGAAAUACUUCCUUAUUUUGGCUUACUUUUACUACGAUAUGGAAGCGGAAGAGUUCGCUGAACUAAUGGAGUACUUGGACUACGCUCAGAAUGACUGUUACUGGGUCGAGAUGAUUGAGGCAGCGCGCCGUGAUGAAGGUUCCCCAGAGUUGCCUCCCGACUCCGACUACUUUUCGGAAGGCGAUGAAGAAUCGGACUUGCAGUCUGACGAUGAUGAUGAAGAGGAUGACGACGAUGAUCUGGGUUCGCAGUCGGAUUCUGAAGAGGGGGAUUCAGAGGCAGAAGACGAUGCUGACUCGUUGCUUGGGUCGGAUGGGGGAGGUUUGAAUCACAGCGAUAUCAGCAAUGAAGAAGAGGAGGAUGAAGAAGAUGGUGAUUACGGGAACCCGUACAAAGAGUAUGAGGCCAGGGAGGUCGGUUACAAACGCGAGCAUGAUGAAGACGACGAUGAUCCGGAUGCGUACGUUCCCGAAUACAAGCGACCGCGAUGCGACUAG
Molecule: messenger RNA, 720 nt
Organism: Paramacrobiotus metropolitanus
Lineage: Eukaryota; Metazoa; Tardigrada; Eutardigrada; Parachela; Macrobiotidae
Product: eukaryotic translation initiation factor 3 subunit C-like
Exons: 3
Coding region: 1-720 (239 amino acids)
Source: RefSeq, a predicted model, not a curated record